This is a messenger RNA of Panicum virgatum (switchgrass), 2673 nucleotides long. RefSeq names its product rhodanese-like domain-containing protein 8, chloroplastic. The coding region runs from base 1289 to 2452 and encodes 387 amino acids. The transcript has 8 exons. The record is from RefSeq and is a predicted model, not a curated record. NCBI's taxonomy places the organism in Eukaryota, Viridiplantae, Streptophyta, Magnoliopsida, Poales, Poaceae.
UCAUCCUUGCCUCCUGUUCGAUCUCCAUCCAAUUUGCCACACUGCAAGAUGGUUUUAGGACCACAUGGCCACCUGUAUCCUCAAGUUAUUUCACUUUUUUGUGCUUUAUUUGGUCAUCUGUUUCUGGAUUGGGAGACUGGUGGAGAUGCUCUUACCUAUACGUUUUUAUGAAAGUUGGUGGUUACCUCCGUAACUUUAAAAAGUUUAGUUGUAUCUGUGUGCUCUGAGCGAACUUUUAACUUUAAAAAGUUUAGUUGUAUCUAUGUGCUCUGAGCGAACUUUUCAUUACCCCUGUAUCUUUUGGACGGAAUAAGCACCAACGGUGGCUAACGGAGAGGGAAAAGAUGGUUUUAUCCUUCUAUCCAGGGGUUAUCUUGAGAGCCAUCAGAUGGCAUUUCAGCAGUAUCGCAAGUACAGUUUUGAUUAUUACACAUUGAUCUUUAUUCACGCCAACUGCAGCUGCAAAGCUUUGGGACCUGCCACGAAUGAUUCAAAGCCCCCUAAGUUCGCCAUACAAGUGAGUGUCCAAUUUGCAAAUCGGGCUUAUACUAUAUUAUAGACAGCCAAUCUAACAGCAAAUCAUAGCCUGCCAACGUCGACGUUCCGGAAGCUGCCGCCGAGCAACGUCAGGAAGGCCGCCACCAUACACCCUCCCCUCAGGGACAGCGACCGCCCCUCCCUCUCUGCUCCUCUCCGGCGGUGGCGCGGCCGGCGCCAAGGACUUCAUGGAGUGGGGGCCGGCCCGAUCAUGCCCGCAACCGCGCCACAGCGGCGCUGCUGCGAGGCCACCAGCGUGGCAUGCGCCGCGCAGAGGCCGCUCCAGCCGCGCGCGAACUUCUUGCAGCCGCCGCCGAAGUUGCAGCACUUGCCGCCGCCGUGUGCCUUGCAGUAUUCGCUUGCCGCCGCCGGGUGCUGCCCUGGGCGCUCUUGCCGCACCCUUGCCGCCGUGCUUGACGCACCAGUCUGUGCGCUCGCGCGCCUGGGCACCACGCUCCGGUUCCCGACCCCGGCCCUGCAGCUGCCUCCCCGUGGCAGUGGCGCAAUAGCUCUGUGGCGAGCAGCAACGCGAGGAGGCCGAGCUCCUGCGCGAGCUUGCAGCCGGGAUUGGUGGCGGGCGCGACGAGGAGCAGCGUGAAGGCCGGGACUGUGGAUGUAAGCAGUAGCGGAAGCGACGGGCGGCGGUGGCGCCUGAGCUGGGCGGCGAUGCUAGGUUUUGGGCCAGCCGCGACGGGGCCAGAGGGGCUCGCUUGUGGGAGCCUGGGAGGGGAUCGGAGAUAGGGUAGAUGGGAUGAGGAGCAAGAUGGACAAUUCACUAGGUGGGUCCCACCUAUCAGGGCUCUUCAACCGUUAUCUUCUAACAGAAUGUGGACAGAAGGGCAUACGGGUAAAGAAAAGUUCGCGCAGGGGCAUACAGGUGCGACUGAACUUUUUAGGGGGACGCGAUAUACAUGGUCGCAUUUACUUGAAUGAGCAGGGAAUCAACGCUCAGUACAGUGGUCCACACAAAGAUGCAGCGGCAUAUGCAGACUGGGUUAAAAAAGAUCAUCGGUUUUGUGAUAUGCUUGUUCAAACCUCACCAGCUUUAGCUGGGCAUGCCUUUCCUCGAUUGAAACUCCGGUACAAGCCAUCACUUGUUCAGUUAGAAGGAGGGAGUUUGCAUCUUCCAUUGCUGGACCCUAGCAUGCGUGCAAUGCCGUUGACGCCGUCAAAGUGGAAGGAAAGACUUGAAGCUAGGGCAUGCCUUGAUGUGUCCUCAAGUGAAAUGUCUGGAAGGAAGCUUCUGCUGCUUGAUGUCAGGAAUGACUAUGAAUGGGACGUUGGGCAUUUUGAAGGUGUUCAGCGGCCUAACGUGGAUUGCUUCAGAAGCACUUCCUUCGGGCUGUCAGGAGAGGUGUCGGAUCCUCUGAAUGGCGUAGACAAAGAGAAGACAGAUAUACUGAUGUACUGCACCGGCGGGAUAAGGUGUGAUGUAUAUUCAACAAUUCUCAGAUGCUGGUGGUGGUUGUGCAGGAAGAAGGGCUUUCAGAAUCUGUAUACACUGGAGGGGGGAGUGUCCAACUAUCUCAAGGCGGAGGGCCCCGCGGGGUGGGUGGGGAAUCUGUUCGUCUUCGAUGGCCGGCUAUCGCUGCCGCCGGCGACGUUCAGGCGGCCUGCUGCUUGUUGGCCAUCAUCACCAUCAGAAGAAGAGAAGGAGAGGAGGUGGGUGGGGCGCUGCUAUGCGUGCGGAUCGGAGGUGGUGGAGCUGCGCCACCGCAACUGCGCCAACAUCGACUGCAACCGCCUUUACAUGUCCUGCGGGUGGUGCGCCGAGGAGCUGGCCGGCUGCUGCUGCUCCGACUGCAAGGCCGCCCCUCGGCUGCGGCCGCUCCUGCCGGGCCACCAGAGAUACUUGAAAUGGCAUGUCUACCGUGAUGGAUUGUUGACGCCGGCGGCCACCGACGCCGACUGCUGAUGCUGCUGAGAGUUUAGUCAGUAUGCUAGUAGUUGAUUGAUUAAUUGAAACCAAUCGCCGACAAGAACACAGCAUAUUCGUGCAGGCAACAUACUCCAGAAAUCAAAUCGAACGGCAUACUUUCUGCUCGGCUCCUCGUGCUAUUAUUCUAAAUCCAAAUAUCCAUUCCCGGUUCCAAAUUAUAGAUCAUUUUGGUAAUAUCUAGAUACAUUAAUUUUGUA